UAUUAAUUUAUCCGUGGUAAAUGUAGUAAUUGGAAAUUUGUUACUACUGUUCGCAACAAUUGUUUUAACUAGGAAAUUAAGACUACCGAAAUUCAGCAAAUACGCUCAUAAAUCUCAUUGUUAAUAUUUGAUUACUGGGAUUUAGAAGCCAUGGCUGAAUGAAGAGUACCGUAUAGCAAUUUCACAAUUUCUCAUUAGCCGACAGAAUAUUCGUGUGCAAUCAUGGCCGGCAAGAGUAAUAUGGAAUUAUUGCUACGAGAUGAAGAUAGAAUUGACCCGUUUCUGUCUAAGUGGUGGAAUCCAGUAGCUGCGUCUGUUGUUGGUGUUAUAACUGUAGUAUUUGUGAGACAUGCUCAGAGACGGCCGUUAAUAAGCGGUAUUCAGACACACAUACUGACAGGCAUAGGUUGUUUUCUUGCUGGAUAUCAUAUUGAUCAGUAUCGUAACCAGUACUUAGCAGAGAGGGAUGCUGUGUUACGCAACUAUCUGGAAAGACACCCAGAGGACUUUCCUGAGCCAGAAAGAAAGAAGUUUUCCGAGAUUCUGCAGCCAUGGAUACCAAUUCGUUGAAGAUUACACCCCUCAGUACUGUACAUAGUUCUUAAGGAAGCUUUUUUUUUUGUGUGUGUAUGGUGAAAUUUGCAUUUCUCGCCAUGCUAGUUUAUUUUAUGAGUGUAAAGAUGACAGUGUAAACUGUAGUUUAACACUGGUGUAACUUUUGCAAUAAAUGAUUUGUUGGCUGUUUGUCUCAAA
Molecule: messenger RNA, 753 nt
Organism: Cryptotermes secundus
Lineage: Eukaryota; Metazoa; Arthropoda; Insecta; Blattodea; Kalotermitidae
Gene: ND-B14.5B
Product: NADH dehydrogenase [ubiquinone] 1 subunit C2
Exons: 3
Coding region: 223-570 (115 amino acids)
Biological process (GO): mitochondrial electron transport, NADH to ubiquinone
Cellular component (GO): mitochondrial inner membrane
Source: RefSeq, a predicted model, not a curated record